CCCAUUCCUAGAAACAAGAAAAGAAAAAGCCCUAAAGCUACUGAAACUCUCUCAGAGAACCCGAUCAAACACCGUCGUUUUCCCCAGUUGGUCGAUCAACAGAUCAUUCAGUGCUCUCUAGAGAUCGAAGAAGAAAUGAUUGCUGUCAGUUAUCUGCGUUCUCUUCAACCUCCUUUUGCAUAAUUUGUAACCGAAAAGUUGAAACGAGAUGGCGUCUCCGCAAAAUGUAGAAUUGGAGGCAGCAAAGUUUCUGCACAAACUAAUCCAAGAUUCUAAAGAUGAGCCUGCUAAAUUGGCUACAAAGCUUUAUGUGAUACUGCAACACAUGAAGUCCAGUGGCAAGGAACAUUCAAUGCCAUAUCAAGUAAUAUCAAGGGCCAUGGAGACUGUCAUAAAUCAACAUGGUCUAGACAUUGAAGCUUUGAAGUCAUCACGCAUUUCUUCAGCUGGUGGUUCUCAACCAUCUGAUGCCACGUCCGCCCAGUUUGAAGGGUCUUCCCAAACUGUUGGAAUUGCAAAAGAUUCCAAAUUGGGCUUGUCUGAAAAUGACCUGUCGAAAGUAGAUACCUUUGCUUCAAGUAGACCACCUGCUGGUCCAAGUAGUGCAGGUCAUGAAUAUUUUCAAGGACCUGGAAGUCAUCGGAAUAGUCAAUCUUUUGAUCAUGAAAGUCCAUCUAGUAUGGACUCUAGGUCUGCUAAUUCUCAGUCACAAGAAAGGCGUGAUUCGUCAAAUUGGGACAAGCAGGCAAAUCAAAAGGAUGGCAAGAAGACCACCACUAAAAGAAAGAGGGGUGAUACAUCAGUAUCCACAGAACCCCAUAAUGACAAUCCUCAGCAACUUGAUUCUCGUAAUACUGUAGUUAACACAAGGAAGGGGAAAAUGAGCAAGAUGGAGUCUUCUUCUGGUUUUGCUCUCAAAGGUGGUGAACAUGCUAAUUUUAAUAUUCUCCAAAGUAGCAGUCAAAUGGAACAAUUUGCUGCAUUGUCUGGUAGCAUGAGACCAUUGAUCAGGCCCAAGCAAGAGAGUCAACAUUUAAUGGAAAAGCAGUUGGAUCCGGCAAACACGAACAAUUCAAUGUCUCGUGCUCCCAAUUUGAAAUACCCUGAUGAAACAGAAGUCUCCUCUACUCAUAAUCCCUUGUCACAACAGCAAGUACCUUCUGUUGCACAUGAUAUUAUGGGUGCAUGGAAUCAAAACAAAACUGGGUUGCAGCUGGACAAAUCUCAGAUUCCUCGGUUUCCAUCUAAUGUUCCUGGCAAUGCAGACAUUCCAUUGCAGUCAGCUGCUUCAUCUGUUGGGACAGGUUCUUUUGGAAAGGUUCAUGGAGGGCCACCUGUAGGUUCUGGUUCAUUUCCAACUGCAGAACCUGGGUUCACUGCUCCACUGCAAUUUGGUGGCUCAGUUCUUGCCACUGGAAAGGUUUUUGAGCAUGAUGGAGGAUGUUCAAAUAAGUUAGCCGAUGCAGGGAAACUUGCUCAGGCUGGUAGGCAGAAUAGUGUAUCAGAAACGAGUGUGCUUAGAAGCACAGGACCUAGAGAUGCAGGAAAGUCUCCUGUUCCCCAGUCCCCUGUCAGUUCUGGGAUGCCUUUUAAGGAACAACAAUUGAAACAGCUGAGAGCCCAGUGCCUUGUCUUUUUAGCUUUCAGAAAUGGUUUAAAGCCCAAGAAGCUGCAUCUUGAUAUUGCAUUAGGAAAUAUUUUUCCUAAAGAAGGUGGUAGUGCUGAUGGACCUCGUAAGGAAUUAAUGGAUCAUAAAGGAAAAGUGCCAUCUUCUAGUGAGCCAAAUAAUGUGCCUGAUAUGAUGCCAUUUGGAAGAAUGAACAAUGCAAGGGAAACAGAUAAAAUCCCUUCAGCCACCUUGUCUACUGGAAGAUUCCAAGACAUUGAUUCUUCGUCUAAAGAAGCUGGGAACAUGAAAUUUGAGGACAAAAGUGGCCCAGUUUUUGACCAGGUUUUGCCAGAAGAAAGAAAAUAUCUUCAAACUUCAAGAAAACCAGAUGUUGAAAUGCAGACUUCGGAAAUUACAGCUUCACAGGCUUGUCUAACAAUGGCAUCACAACAUGAGUCUUCUGGUACAAGGAGUGCUUUAGCUUUUAAUGCUCCUGGGGACAAAGUGGAAAAUGGCCAUCAGCUAGCUGGAAGGGCUAACCAAGCUGUUUCCUUGAUGGCUGCGAAUAAGCAGAUUAGCCCGGAGAUUGUUAACUGGACUACUGUUGGUAAUCAUGAUGAAGUUUCAAGAGGAGUUCUGCCAGCAUCUGCUGUUCAGCAUGAGUUAGUGCCUGAAAGAAAAGAUAAUGCACCAAGUCAGAGUCACAAUCCUAGCAAUAUUGGUGGUUCAGGGAAUCAUCACCCUGAUAAUAAUUUAUCUCCUUUCUCCUUAAGAGAUCAUUGGAAACCAGUUUCUGGAAUUGACAAUUAUCAUCAUACAGUACUACCAUUCAAGGAUGCUAAUAUGAUGCCAAAACAAUUAUCACAAGAACAAUUAGAGGAAGAUAACUUGGUACCUACUGAUGUACCACCUUCUCCAAAGUACACAAUGUCUGAAAAAUGGAUAAUGGAUCAUCAGAAAAAGAAAUUCCUGGAUGAGCAAAAAUGGGUUCUAAAACAACAGAAAACAAAGCAAAGGAUUGCCACAUGUUUUUACAAGUUAAAGGAAAAUGUGAGCUCCUCUGAAGAUAUAUCUGCGAAAACAAAAAGUGUAAUAGAACUCAAAAAGCUGCAACUCUUGGAGCUUCAGCGUCGUCUUCGGAGUGAUUUUCUGAAUGAUUUUUUUAAGCCAAUCAAUACUGAGAUGGAUCGCUUGAAAUCAUUCAAGAAGCAUAAACAUGGUCGGAGAGUGAAACAACUGGAAAAGUUUGAGCAGAAAAUGAAGGAAGAGCGACAAAAGAGAAUACGAGAGAGGCAGAAGGAGUUCUUUGGAGAGAUAGAAGUUCACAAGGAAAGACUGGAUGACGUAUUUAAGUUCAAAAGAGAACGGUGGAAAGUUUUCAAUAAAUAUGCAAAGGAGUUUCACAAAAGGAAGGAACGUAUUCAUCGCGAGAAGAUUGAUCGUAUCCAGCGUGAGAAGAUUAAUUUAUUGAAGAUCAAUGAUGUGGAGGGGUAUUUACGAAUGGUGCAGGAUGCCAAAUCUGAUCGUGUUAAGCAACUUCUCAAAGAGACGGAGAAAUAUCUCCAGAAGCUAGGAUCCAAGCUGCAAGAAGCAAAGUCUAUGACAUCUCGGUUUGAACAAGAGAUGGAUGAGACAGGAACCGCAGGCAUCGUCGAUAAGGGUGAAAGUGCUAUUGAAAAUGAAGAUGAAAGUGAUCAAGCAAAACAUUAUCUGGAAAGCAAUGAAAAGUACUACAUGAUGGCUCACAGUAUAAAAGAGAGCAUUGCAGAGCAACCAUCUAUUCUUCAGGGUGGAAAAUUAAGGGAGUAUCAAAUGAAUGGCCUAAGGUGGUUGGUUUCACUAUAUAAUAAUCAUUUAAAUGGUAUUCUAGCUGAUGAAAUGGGCCUGGGCAAAACUGUUCAGGUUAUUUCUUUAAUUUGUUACCUGAUGGAAACCAAGAAUGAUAGAGGACCUUUUCUAGUGGUUGUGCCUUCUUCAGUUUUACCUGGAUGGGAGACAGAAAUAAACUUCUGGGCACCCAGUGUGAAUAGGAUUGUCUACUCUGGGCCUCCAGAGGAGAGACGUAAAUUAUUUAAGGAAAGAAUUGUGCAUCGGAAAUUCAAUGUCCUUCUGACAACAUAUGAGUAUCUGAUGAACAAGCAUGAUAGACCAAAAUUAAGUAAGAUUGAUUGGCAUUACAUAAUAAUUGAUGAGGGGCAUCGUAUCAAGAAUGCUUCUUGCAAGUUAAAUUCUGACUUGAAGCAUUAUCAGAGCUCUCAUAGAUUGUUGUUAACUGGAACUCCACUACAGAACAAUCUUGAUGAGUUAUGGGCACUAUUAAACUUCUUGUUGCCUAACAUUUUUAAUUCAUCAGAGGAUUUCUCUCAGUGGUUCAAUAAACCAUUUCAAAGUAAUGGUGAUAAUUCAGCAGAUGAAGCCUUGCUCUCUGAAGAAGAAAAUCUUUUGAUCAUAAACCGUCUUCAUCAAGUGCUUAGACCGUUUGUACUUCGAAGGCUGAAGCACAAGGUUGAAAAUGAGUUGCCUGAGAAGAUUGAGAGACUUAUAAGAUGUGAGGCUUCUGCUUAUCAGAAACUUUUGAUGAAGAGGGUGGAAGAAAAUCUGGGAUCUAUUGGAAGUACAAAGGCUCGCUCAGUGCACAACUCUGUUAUGGAACUUCGUAAUAUAUGCAAUCAUCCUUAUCUUAGCCAGCUUCAUGCGGACGAGGUUGAUAAUUAUAUACCAAAGCAUUAUCUGCCACCUGUUAUUAGGCUUUGUGGGAAGCUUGAGAUGUUAGAUCGACUAUUACCGAAGCUCAAAGCAACAGAUCAUAGAGUUCUUUUCUUUUCCACCAUGACCCGGCUACUUGAUGUUAUGGAGGAAUAUCUUCACUGGAAACAGUAUCUGUACCUUCGAUUGGAUGGGCAUACAUCUGGUAGUGAUCGUGGUGCCCUCAUUGACAAGUUUAACAAACCGAAUUCACCAUUUUUCAUAUUUCUUUUAAGUAUACGAGCUGGUGGUGUUGGAGUAAAUCUUCAAGCUGCUGAUACAGUGAUUAUAUUUGACACUGACUGGAAUCCACAGGUAGAUUUGCAGGCGCAGGCAAGGGCUCAUAGAAUUGGCCAGAAGAGAGAUGUCCUUGUUCUUCGUUUUGAAACAGUCCAAACUGUUGAAGAACAAGUGAGAGCUUCGGCUGAGCAUAAACUUGGUGUUGCCAAUCAGAGUAUCACUGCUGGUUUUUUUGAUAAUAAUACGAGUGCUGAGGAUCGAAGGGAAUAUCUGGAGUCCCUUUUACGAGAGUGUAAGAAAGAGGAAGCUGCACCUGUGUUAGAUGAUGAUGCAUUAAAUGACAUUUUAGCUCGCAGUGAAUCGGAGAUUGAUGUAUUUGAAUCCGUGGACAAGCAAAGGCGGGACUCAGAAAUGGCAACAUGGAGAAAGUUGAUGAAUCAACAGGGGACAGACAAUUCUGAAACUUUAGCCCCCCUUCCUUCUCGUCUUGUUACAGAGGAUGACCUGAAGGAAUUCUAUGAAGCCAUGAAGAUAUAUGAAGUACCAAAAGCUGAUGUAGGGUCAAAUGUUGGUGGAGUCAAGCGGAAGAGUGAGUAUCAUCUUGAUACUCAACAUUAUGGAAGGGGCAAGAGGACAAGAGAGGUUCGUUCCUAUGAGGAGCAGUGGACAGAAGAAGAGUUUGAGAAGAUGUGUCAAGUUGAGUCUCCAGGAUCUCCUUCCAAGCCAAAGGAGGAAGUUAAAGAAACAAAUUCACCAACAGAUGCAAAUCAAACUGUUAUGGCUGUUAAGACAGAAGUUCCAGUUUCACCUGUAGCUCCUCCACCAGCCAUUGGGCAGCCACCACCAGCCAUUGCGCAGCCACCACCAGCCAUUGGGCAGCCACCACCAGCCAUUGCGCAGCCACCACCAGCCUGUGCACAGCCACCGCCAGCCUGUGCACAGCCACCGCCAGCCUGUGCACAGCCACCGCCAGUCAGUGUGCAACCACCAGCAGCCAGUGUGCAACCACCGCCAGCCAGUGUGCCAACACAAGCAGCCAGUGCGCCAACACAAGCAGCCAGUGUGCAGCCACUGCCAGCCACUGUGCAUCCACUGCCAGCCACUGUGCAACCACCGCCAGCCAGUGUGCAGUCAGCAGCAGCUGCCAUAUUGCACCCGCCAUACUUGCAGCAAAGCAAAGAGGUAACUCCACCAGUCAAGCGAGGCCGUGGCAGGCCAAAAAGAGCCACAACAGAUCAAUCCCCUGGUGCAGUGGCUCAAAAUCUUUCUGGAACUACAAAGGUAGAUGCAGGGUUAACAAGAGGAGCAACUUCCACCUCCGAAACAAUCUUAUGUUCCAGUUCCUUACAGGCAGGUAUUGGUGGAAAAGUGCAAUAUGCCAAUGUUGCCAAUGUUGGGGUUGCAAGCUCUCAACCAGUCAUUGCUCCCUCUAAUACUCCGGGUUCUCAAUCUAGCACUGUUGGUUCUUCCAUCCCUGCACAAGUAAGAGGGCAAGGUCGUAGAUCUCAAAGCGGAACUGAAGCACCCCGUCGUCGGGGUAAAAAACAGGUGGUCGUGGCACCUGCUGUUGCUGGUAAUUUGAUUGGUCCAGAUCCAAAACCAAAUGAGCUUACACAGAAUAAACCUGUGCAACUGUUAGUAAAUCAAGCCACCAUCACUAGUGGAACCACCUCUAGCUUUCCUGCAACCCAAUGCCCUGAUUCUAUGUCGGGUUCUACUGCCUUACAGAAAACUGGUGGAACUGACCAUCAUGCCAUUGUAGAUGUUGCCUUAAAUUCUCCACAGGCCACUCUCCAGCUUGAUGUGCCUGUCUCUCUCUCUCCUAUUCCCUCUAUGCCUGUGCAAAUGAAAGGACAAGGUCGGAAGGCUCAAAGUGGUGGCUCUGGAACUCGGCGGAGGGGAAAGAAAGCGGUGGCUACCCCUGUUUCUGGUGCUUCAGCUGGCGAGGAAUUAAAACCAACUCUGAAUUCAGAUGUGAAGUCUGAUGAUAUGUCAAAGGGUGACACCAUGAGAAGUAAACAAGAGAAUAUUGCAGAAUUGACAAAUGUCACCCAGGAGCAAGUAUUUCUUUCGCCUGAUGGUGUGGCAGCACAAGCUAUAACUGAAAAGUCAGUUGACCUUGCUCAAGGUAAACAGACAGAUGGCUCUUCAAACAUGCAUGGCAGUGCUGGUGGGUCCCAAGGCAAUGCCUUGGCAGAUAGUCAAAGUGCGGGUGUGUGCAAAGCUGCUUCUGUGGUGAAGGAAACUUUGCCUGAAUUUUGCUCAACUAAAACUGAAAGUAGCGAGCCUUCAAGAAAGGAAGGUGCGGUUUCCCCAACCGCAACUGUAUUUGAUAAAACCCUUCCUGAAGUCAUUAAGAACCAAACUUUAGUGGAUAAAACUCUCCCAGCUGUGUCUUCUUUUACUACUGCAGCAUCUGGUGGUGUUCCUUCGUCUGCUUCUUUCUCUGGUUCUGUCACAGAAGGCAUUCAAUCUACUCCGCCUUGUCCUGCUGAACACAUGCCAGUGAAAAGGUCAGGUCGAAAGACUCCAAACCGAACUGAAGCACCACGUCGCAGAGGAAGGAAACAAACUGCAAUACUAUCUCCUUUACCUGAUGUUCUGGCUGGUCAGGAUCCAAAAUUAAGCUUUCAUUCACAGAAUAAGUCUGCUGCCUCGAGAGGUAAGCUAGGAAGUGAUACACAGGAAGUUUCUCAGUCUCAAACAGGUGAUGUUCAUAUGACUGCUGGUGUAUCUGGCCAUGAUCCCAAAAAAAAAGACCAAUCAAGCUUUACCCCACAGAUGAAGCAGCCAACAAACCCUCAAGCAGCAAUUGACAAUGCUCCUGGAUUUAGUGAUAAAACCUCAGUUUUGGGGCGAAUUCAAACUGCUGAUGUAAAUGAUGUUGCACGUGUGAUGAAGGAGGUAUUUUCUGGAACUUGCUUGAAGACUAAAGUUUUGGAGUCUCAUGGGAAAGAGGGCAAGUUUGCUCCUAAUGUACCAGUAACAAGAAAGACUGUUUCAGAAGUGGCCAAAAGUCAAACUUUGGUGGAUAAAGUGCAGUUCAGUGCGACAGCAUCAGAAAGAUCAGCUGCAUUGUCUGACUUUCCAGUGAAGUCUGACAAACAAACUGGGACUGGAGGUGAUACAAAAGCAGAGGGGGAAAAGGAUUCUGCCCCAAAUGAGACCCCUGUUUGCACGAUUGUUGUGAAAAAAUCUGAAAUCAAGGCCACUGCAGGCCAUUUUGAAAAAACAGCAGAUCCUGGUCAACAUUCCCAAGAAGAUGCAAUUAUGGCAGAUAGUAAGGAAGUCAUUUGUCCUCUUGGUGUUGGAGAUGAAAAUGAAAAUGUCAUGAUUGGUGAUAAUUCUGAAACAACUUCUAUUGCCAUGGGCACUGAAAAUCUGGGUGCUCUUGUCCCUUCUUGUAUGACUGAAGAUGGCUCAGGGUACACACUAAAGCCUUCUGCUAAUGAGCUUCAAGUAGUUUCCCAGCAUGAUUUGAGCAACCACGGAAGUCCCCCAAUUCUAGAAAAACCUGAAAAUGCUGGUGAUUAUACUAUUGUCACUGCUUCUAUUUCUCGAAGUUCAGACGAUUCUAGUGUGAUGAAGCCUCAUUGUUCUACCGAAAUUCACUCUAAAGUAAAGCCUGCAUCAGAAGAGUCUCCUGAACCUUGUACUGACAAUAGAAAGCUUGAGAAUCCUUCAAUUACCAUUGCACCGGUUCAUUCUAGUUCUGGUAAGUUUGGGGAGGGUGACUUUGACAAUUCUACUUUGUCAUCCAUGGAAAUCGAAUCAGCUAAUUGCAGUGAUGAAGCCAUUGUUGUAGGUCCAGAAUCAUCAUCAAAAGCUGAUGCUUUUGGAGUUCUGGAAUGUUCUGAUACCUCCAUUCAUAGAGAUUUCAAUUUGCAUGAUGCUUCUUCUACAGAAAGGAAAAUUGAGGCUUCUCAUGUUGAUGUUGGAGACAAAGCAGAAACCACCUUAGAACCUGUAAACUCAACUACGACUCAGUCUGGUACCAUUGAGCUCAUUUUGAAAGAUCAUGCAGGAGUUCCACUUUCACAGGAAGUUAAAAGUAUUGGUGGUGAUAAUGCUGAAGUUUUCAGCAUGCAAGUUGACCUGCCUGAGGCUGACAAUACAAAUGUUAUUACUGAUGUUGGCUGUACAGUAUCUGAAAAAAUUGAAGAAGAUGCAUCUGAUGCAGGUUCUGGAGAAGUAUUUGAGGAGAUAAUUUUGCCUUUGCCUUUGUUGAUUACAGAAGAAAAGGCUGAUCACUCUGGGAAAAGUUCAGCUAGCAGCUCUGUAGAACUUAAGGAAGCAAAAAAAUCUCAUGCUGAAUCUAGUGAUCAAUUGGGUGUUUCUACUGGUGGUGAUUUUGUGUCAGCAAGUACAUCAGAAGUGUUUCCUGCAUCCUCAAGAGACAGGGAACAAAAGGCUGAGGGUUUGUAUGAGACAGGCCUAGAUCACGGCUUAGCACCUCCAGAUGCACCAAAAGAUUCUGAAGCUAAGAUUGAUUUAACUAUGGCUGGAGAAGUUAUGCCAGAAAAAAUCCUAGAGCCUUCUGAGAAAGGUCAGGUUUGCAGCUUGGGGCCUGCAGAGGAACUAAAAGAUUCUCAAGCAGAGAUGGAUGUUGAGUUUGGGCAGCCUAUGGCUGAGGAGAUUUUGCCAGAAAAAGCUGUGGAGUCCUUGUCUUCUUUGGAAACAGGAAUAGAAAAAAUUGAAUGUUCAUCUGCCAAGGGUAUAGUUUGCAGCGCACCUGCUGCAGAAGAACCAAAAGAUUUAGGGGCUGAAAUAGCUGUCCAAUUGAACUCAAAUAACACUAGUGGGGAUUUGUUGGAAAAUAUUCCAGAGCCUUCAUCUUCUUUCGAGAAAGGAGUUGAUUUGGAUGUUCAAUUAAAUUCACGCGAUGGUGGUGGGCUUCUGCCUGAAAAUACAUUGGGUGUUCAAACUUAUUCAUGCCAUGUCAGCAGGAUACUGGUAGAAAAUGUUGUAGACAACACAAAUCCACCACCCUCUUCUUCAGUGACAGAGGUAGAAAAGAUUGAGGCCUCAUCUGUGAGGAGUCCAGAAGAAAUGGAGGAAAAAAUUGAGGGCUCAUCUGAGAAGGGUCCAGCAAACCUCUCUGUACAACUUGAGGGGUCUAAAGAUCUUGAGUCUAAUAUGGAAAGCACAAUGGAAGCAUGUCAGGUUGUUGGGGACAUCUCAGAUAAUUUGGGUUCAGAUACUCUGGAUCUACCUUCAUCUUCUUUGGUGUCAGAGGAAGAACAAAUUGAUGGUUCCAAUGAUAAAUGUCUAGUUAACAGUUCAGGAACCCUGCCAUCCCUUGCUGGCGGGAUUCUUCCUGAAAAUUGUUCACAACUUAUGAAUAGACCUCCAUCUUCCAUGGAAGUGGACGAGGGAAAUAUCGGCAUUGACAGCUCUGUUGGGCUAGCAGAAUUAGAAGGUUCUAAAGAUGAAGUUAUUGAUCAGAUGGCUGUGUCUCAUGGCGAUCAAGUUAUACCUCAAAAUGUUGCAGAUACUGUGGAUCAAUGCUCAUCUCCCUCUACAGAAGUGAGGGUUGAGGACUCAUUUGAGAAAUGUCAAGUUGAUUGUUCAGUGGCACAAGGGGAAACUAAAAUGUCUGAAGCUCAAAUCAGUGAUCAAAUUGAUGCUACUGUGGUUAGUUUUGACAGAGAAAAUAUGUCAGAAGCUGUGGUACCUGCAUCUACCUUGAAUGAAGUUGAAGAAGAGAUUAAAGGCUUGUCAGAGGAGGGCCCAGGCAGCAGCUCAGUACCAGAGGAUAAAUUAAAUGGUAAUGAUGCUGAAAUGGGUCAUGAUAAGCCGGAGCUUGGUGGUUCAUUGUCGGAAGAUCUGGCUUCUAUCCAUGAAGAGAUUGAGCGCUCAUCUGAGAAGAAUCAAGCAAGCAACAGUGGAGCAGUGGUGGAAUUGGAGGGUUCUGAUGCUGUUACCAAUGAUCAAGUUAAUUCAUCCCAGGCUACCGUGAUGUUACUGGAAAAUGAUAAUCAGACUAGUAUUGACCUUCCUGCGUCUUCCAUAGUGAUGGAGGGCAAGAAGGUUAAGGGAAAGGAGGAUUUACUUAGUUGCUCGGUAGCAUUGGAGGCAUCUCAAGGAAUGUCGACUGGACCAGUGAAUUCAGGUAACGAGUCUCAGCGUUGCGGGGUGGUAUCAGAUACUGUAUCUGAAAAUAUAGAUCAUCAGCCUCAACAGUCCUCAGAACCUGAAGCCAAUAAUGAUACCAGAAGGGAACUGGAUGGCAGUAUUGUAGCACCUGAGAACUCAGAUUCUGAUGUUAAAGAUAAAAGUUGCUUCUCCAGUUUGUGAUACAGUACCCGAAUGUGAAAACAUUGAUCAGCUUCAACAAUCAUCAAUGGCCGUCAAUGAUCUGACGUAGCCAACCAGCAGUAUUAUAGCAUCUGAGAAAUCAGAGUCCGAAGCUAAAGUUGGAGUCGCAUGUCCAGUUUGUGAGACAGCCUCAGAAUGUGGAAACAAGGAUUUGCCUCCAUCUUUCUCAGCAGCAGAAGAGGGUCCUCAUGGCAACUCAGUAGAACCUGAAGAAGAGAUCAAAGAGUCAGAAUGAUUAGUUGAACGUGUACAGCUAGCUAGCUAACCUUUUGAAUAUUUUUUCUUUUCAUUUUAAGAAAUGCUUUGGCCUGUAUAGAAGUUAUAUUCAUAUUAUGUUAUGCAGUUUAUAUGAAAGAGAUCAUUUAUAACUUAAAA
Molecule: messenger RNA, 11287 nt
Organism: Humulus lupulus (European hop)
Lineage: Eukaryota; Viridiplantae; Streptophyta; Magnoliopsida; Rosales; Cannabaceae
Product: chromatin structure-remodeling complex protein SYD
Exons: 35
Coding region: 209-10891 (3560 amino acids)
Biological process (GO): positive regulation of transcription by RNA polymerase II
Cellular component (GO): nucleus
Molecular function (GO): ATP-dependent chromatin remodeler activity; DNA binding; histone binding
Source: RefSeq, a predicted model, not a curated record